AUGGGUUUUACAUCGUUCAAACGCCAGCCGCCACCACAAUCAUAUGCAGAUGUAUCAUUUCCGGCCCCUCAUGUCAUGUUGGUCGUUUUCAACCGGCCUCAAGCACUUAACGCCAUGACUAGUGCUGCACAAUACGACCUCGAAUCACUCUUCUCCUGGUAUGACAACGAACCAUCACUCCGUUGCGCAAUUAUCACGGGUGCUGGACGCGCUUUCUGCGCUGGCAUGGACUUGAAAGAAUGGAACCAGUCAACUACGCGCCGCGCAAAUGGAGAACAUGAUGGUCAGCAAAUGAUGCCUCGUUCCGGCUUUGGUGGACUUUCACGACGCCACGGCAAAAAGCCUGUCAUCGCCGCAGUGAAUGGAUUCGCCUUUGGUGGAGGAAUGGAAAUUGUCGCUAACAUGGAUCUCGUGGUCGCUGCUAAAAGCGCACAGUUUGGACUCCCUGAGGCUAAACGAGGUGUUGUGGCUAUGGCAGGUUCUCUGCCGAGACUCACACGAACAAUCGGACGACCAAGGGCGACAGAAUUAGCUCUCAUGGGGAAACCAAUCACUGCUACCAAAGCAAAGGAAUGGGGGUUGAUCAAUGUUGUGACGGAAGACAGUGCGGUUGACGAUCAAAUUCUGGAGCGGCCAGUCACCAAAGCUGCUCUAGAAUAUGCUGCUGGGAUUAUUGAGAACAGCCCUGACAGUGUCAUCAUUGGUCGUGCAGGAAUCCUGGCUGGCUGGGAAGAUGGAAGUGCAGAGAAUGGAGCCCGUUUACUGACCGAGACUUGGGAGCCAGCUUUAAACGACGGCGAGAAUCUUAAAGAAGGUCUGAGAGCAUUUUCUGAAAAGCGAGCACCCCGGUGGAUAGAUAGCAAGUUAUAA
Molecule: messenger RNA, 870 nt
Organism: Penicillium macrosclerotiorum
Lineage: Eukaryota; Fungi; Ascomycota; Eurotiomycetes; Eurotiales; Aspergillaceae
Product: enoyl-CoA hydratase/isomerase family protein
Exons: 1
Coding region: 1-870 (289 amino acids)
Biological process (GO): fatty acid beta-oxidation
Cellular component (GO): mitochondrion
Molecular function (GO): enoyl-CoA hydratase activity
Source: RefSeq, a predicted model, not a curated record